Naegleria fowleri is the source of this 2274-nucleotide messenger RNA. RefSeq lists its product as uncharacterized. The transcript has a single exon. Gene Ontology annotation, molecular function: xylosyltransferase activity; glucuronosyltransferase activity. Gene Ontology annotation, biological process: protein O-linked glycosylation via mannose. Bases 1 to 2274 code for a protein of 757 amino acids. Lineage: Eukaryota; Heterolobosea; Eutetramitea; Acrasida; Naegleriidae. The record is from RefSeq and is a predicted model, not a curated record.
AUGCAAACUUCAUCAUCGUCUGGAGGACCUUUUUCGCAUUUGAUGAAUUCAUCAUCCACCAUGCGAAAUCGACCAACCUCAUCAUCAUCAACGCCUCACCACUCUCAAGAUGAAAAUCCCAUUCAACAAAAUAUUUAUUCGACGACCUCUUCUUCAAAGUAUCGAACACAACAUCAAACAAAACCAAGUCGAUGGAUUUUAGGAAUCAUCAUCGGAAUACCCAUCUUUUUACUCAUUUUGUUUUAUUGGGAAUUUAGUAAAACAGAAAAUGUCGAAUGGGAAGAUGUGAAAGAGGACAUUCAUGUUCCACAACAAGUAUUACGAAAUUUGGAAUUGAAUCAAGAUGAAUCAACAUCGAUCAUUCGAAAAAGAAGCAAAUUAGGAAUUGUCACCUAUGCACAGAGUGAUGCUCACAUGGAUUGGUUGAAAAAGGAAUAUUUCUCUCAUUUGAAUGAUAUGAGACAGUAUCGAACAAUGGUUUAUAUCUCAAUUUGUGAAAAUAUUAGAAAUAAUUUGGAUUUGUCAGAAUUCACAAAUAAUGAAAAUAGAGAUGUGAUCAAGAUUUCAUUUUCAAAAUCAUGUCACAUACCGUCUCUCAUCAGUAAUGGAAUCAAGUUCUCAAAAAGGCAUGUUGAAUAUUUCAUGGUACUAGAUCCUGGCUUUUCUAUUUAUGGGCAUGAAGAGAAGAAGACUACUUUAAAUGUAGUUAACAAAAGAAUUGAUGAUUUAUUGGGAGAAAGUGAAAGUAAGCAAUUAUUUAGAGAGUAUGGGGACUAUGGACUGCUUGCUGUGAAUGUUUAUGACUCGACGGAAAUGCCUGCCACUAGUACUUUCAAUAUUCAAAUUCCAAAAGAAACCAUGAAACAACAACUUUGGAUUUCCAAGUUAUUACCUCUCUAUUCUCAAGAGCAACGAAAAGCAAUUUCACAAUUUUAUGAAAAGUGGAAACAAUCCAACACGUUGUUUGUUCCAUUUUCUGAAUACUAUGAUAGAGAUGCAAUUUUGAGCACACCAGCCUCUCAUUUCUUUAUUUUUGCAACCUCAAGUCCAGAAGGAAAUAAUUACAAUCUCAAAAAUGAUGAAAUUAUUGACAAUGUGGUGGAAGGUCUUGAAAGAUACAUUUCAGAUAAUAGUUAUCAAAAUUCUUUUAAUAUGAUUGAAAGUAGACAGAUCUUGUCAAGUUUAAUACUUUCACAGAUAUUAGAUCGAUAUGAGCAAUUUAAAGAAAAGACCAAUUCUCCUCCUAUAUUCUUUUUACCACACACUUUUUCUAUUGAAUGGAAACCAUCUCACAAUACUCUUCAAGAAUCUACAGAAUUGCUUCACAACGGACUUUCAUUCGCAACUUAUUGUCACAUUGAUGAAAUUGAUAUUUUGAAUGGAUUAAUUAAGAGAUUGUAUGAUGGAGAUCGUUUGAUUGUUAUUUUUACAGCAAGUUCACCCAAGCAAUGCAUGUCAGAGGAAUUACAACAAUUUAUGAAUUCUCCAAAAAAAGCAAGAAUUGAUUACAAAUGUAUGGUUAUGAAAAAGAAAGAUUCAAUUCCAAUUAAUCGUUUCAAAAAUCAAGCACUGCUCCUUUCAAAAACUAAAUGGAUAUUCAUGUUAGAUGUUCAAUUGAGAAUUUCAAAGAAUUUGAAUCGAGAUUUCACCAAAUUAUUUAUUACAGAUUCUUCAUCAAGACCAUUAGAAAAAUUGGAACCCUUGUCUCAACACUCUGAAUCUCUUUUUUGGAAAUCUCCUAUUGAACACAUUAAGAAAUAUUCAAAUCUUGCUCAAUUUUUAGAAUUGGAAAAGAUUGUUUUUGUUCCUCCAUCGUUUGAACAAAAUGAAAUGGAAGAGGAAUUACCAAAUGAUUUCACAAGUUUGAAAAGAAGUUACCAAAAACGAAUGCUUUCUGUAGAGAAUGCUCAACAAGUCGAUGUUUCAAAUUAUUUUGCAGUUUCUUCUCAAGGACAAAAAGCAUACCAAGUGAAACCAUAUUAUCCAUUUAAUUCAUUAUUUAUUGCAGCUGUGACACAUUUACCUUUUUAUGAUGAACAUAGUUAUCAAUCAUUGGCUGUCUAUCAUCUGCACUUGAAUAUGAAAUAUUUCCAAUAUUAUAUUUUACCAAGACAUUUUGUUGUUCGCUCUAUUCUCUCCUCACAACAAAAUCACAAGAAACGAAUCAAACCAAAACAACCACAAUUAGAUUUGGCUCUAAAAAAGAUGAGUGAUUUUUAUUCGAAUGAGAGAAUUAAUUUAUUGAAGAAAGAUCAUCUCCGAAAUGAGAUUUAA